Saprolegnia parasitica CBS 223.65 is the source of this 1074-nucleotide messenger RNA. RefSeq lists its product as hypothetical. Lineage: Eukaryota; Oomycota; Saprolegniomycetes; Saprolegniales; Saprolegniaceae. The transcript has a single exon. The record is from RefSeq and is a predicted model, not a curated record. Gene Ontology annotation, molecular function: ubiquitin protein ligase activity. The coding region runs from base 42 to 1025 and encodes 327 amino acids. Gene Ontology annotation, cellular component: cytoplasm. Gene Ontology annotation, biological process: protein ubiquitination.
UGCGACCAAAAUAGCGCAGCGCUGACAGUUAACGACCAAGCAUGGGCGUCUCGGGCAGCAUCGUCCGCCACAACAACGGGUCGGCGGGCCGCCACGGCAACAACCCGCCGCCGCUGUACGGCGACCCGACGAGCGGCAACCCAUCGGCGCCGCCCGUCGUGUACACACAGGCGCAGAUGCAGGCGCUCUACAUGAGCCGCGGGCGAGCCGACAUGGGCUUUAUCCAGUCGCAGAUGGGCGGCGCGUUCCAGGCCGCGCCCGAGAUGCAAGAAACGACGACCGUGCGCAAUGACGUCAACUUGAAGAAGCAGUCGGUCGCGCUCAAGACGUUGGCGACCGGCGAGUGCGUGCUCGAGUUCCUCUUUGACAGCGCCAAGCCCUGCAACAUCUUGCUCUACUUUAACGCGCUCGAGACCAUUGACGACGAUGGCAACUCGAACUUCCUCAACCAAAAGCCCGAGCUCAACCCGAACCCGGACCCGCUGCCCGUGUACCCGGCUGCGCUCGGCCAAGCGUUUUCGACGCCGCCCUUCGACCUCGCCGCGUGGCCGGUCCUCGAGACGACGCACCAAGCGAGCUCGACGACGUUUCCGCUUGUCGUCGAGAUCCAAGUCCACGUCGACGGACCGUCGCCGCCGCAGAAGCAGUCGACGUUCCUCUCGUUUCCCAAGGUGACGCGCGGCGACGAGACGACGUUCAAGGCGACAAUUCUCAAGCAAAAGGUCCAGGUCCAAGGCCAAACGUACGAGCUCCAGGAGAUUUACGGCAUGGACGGCUCGAUUGCUGCCGCGCCCAAGUCGCCAACUGACGGCGACGCAGAGGCCAAGGCGACGGCCACGGACGACGUCCUCGAAGGCGCCGAGUGCAUCAUCUGCCUCUGCGAGCCGCGCAACACGACCAUCUUGCCGUGUCGACACAUGUGCAUCUGCCUCGAGUGCUCCGAGGCGCUCAAGAAGCCAGGCAGCACAUGCCCUAUCUGCCGCACAAAAGUCGAGUCUCUACUGCAGAUUCGCGUGUCGUCCUAACCCGGCGUUGAUGUAUAUAUUGCUAUAUCGAUACGUCGAUGGGCUUGAU